AAAACCCAGGAGCUUAUCCUCAAAAAAACCCUCCAAAACAGUUCUAACAUAUUACACAUCCAAAAUAUAAUUCCAUUAUUUUUAUAAAAAAACAAAAUGUACAUGUCCAGUGCAUUUAAUUAUAAUUCUUGUUCAAUUUCACUAAAACAAGAAAUUUUAUAUCUAUGCCACAAAUAUGUUUCUCCUCCGGUGACCGGAAGAACAGCAUGUAUCACUGCAAUUACAAAAAGUUCCGGUAACGACGGUGGAGAUGACGUCAGAGGGUCAGGUACGACGGCUAGAGGACGGAGGUUACUUAAAGUGAGAGAAGAAAAAAGGAAACGUGAAUAUGAUCGUCUUCAUAAUUAUCCUUCUUGGGCUAAGGUCUUGGAAGAUGCAGCAAAAAACGAUGUUGAACUUAGAAAUGUUUUGGGUGAUACCAUUGGGAAGCCAGAGCAGAUGAGACAGAAGGUUGAAGAUAGGAUUCGGAAGAAGGGGCGGGAUUUUCACAAGGCUAAAACGGGCUCUGUUGUUGCUUUCAAAGUCACCUUUAGAGACUUCAGUCCUGUUGGUUCCAAUAUAUGGUUCAAGUUAUAUGGACCACCUUCUGAUAGGGAUGUUGAUCUGAUUGGCAGUGUUAUUCAGUCAUGGUAUGUCAUGGGACGUUUAGGUGCAUAUAAUUCUUCUAAUUUGCAGCUGGCAAAUGCAUCAAUGGAAUACAAUCCUCUGUAUGAUGCAGAUAAGGGAUUCACUGUGAUGCCAUCAUCGUUUCAUGAUGUUAGUGAUGUUGAGUUUCAGGACAACUGGGGACGCGUGUGGGUAGACAUCGGUACUUCAGAUUACUUUGCUCUUGAUGUACUUCUCAACUGUCUCACCGUUCUGAGCUCAGAGUAUUUAGGUAUUCAGCAGGUAGUUUUUGGCGGUCGGUCAAUGGGUGACUGGGAAGAGGGAAUGAAAAACCCAGAAGAUGGAUACAAGUACUUUAAGAUCUAAGAUAUGAUGAUGACCUACAAGCUUCAUUCAUGUAGAGCAAGUCAGGGCCUAGGUCUAGGUCGAGAGGUUGUAGCCGAUGGACAUGUGAAUAGUCCUGUACUACUGCUUGCUGCCCCCUUGAGAAUAGGGUUAGCCAAGAGAUGGCUAUUCGCUGGACUAGGUGUACAAAUUAGUCUUAUAGAUAUGUAUGUUGUGCUUUUUUGA
Molecule: messenger RNA, 1176 nt
Organism: Erigeron canadensis
Lineage: Eukaryota; Viridiplantae; Streptophyta; Magnoliopsida; Asterales; Asteraceae
Source: RefSeq, a predicted model, not a curated record